Molecule: messenger RNA, 3975 nt
Organism: Lepisosteus oculatus (spotted gar)
Lineage: Eukaryota; Metazoa; Chordata; Actinopteri; Semionotiformes; Lepisosteidae
Source: RefSeq, a predicted model, not a curated record
AGAUUAUUUAGAGGUUUUGUUGAUGCCCAGGUACUCAUUGUUGGCUGUCGUCGUUAUUUUGAUCAUUGGCAAUGUAAAUGGGCGAUCCUAAGAAAUGCUAAGAAAGUGUUAUGGAUGGCCGGUCAUCAUCUCGAGUAUUUCGUAAGGACAUCAUUUCCCAGGAAGCACACUGUAUUAAACAGCUGUGUGUAGAGACAGCCGUGGUAAACAAAACCCACAUCAAUGGAUCACAAGUGUUAUGGACUAAAACUGACGAAGCACUUCUUCAUCUUUAUCUCGUCUGCUAAUUGACGAAAAAAAAGUAAACCAUUCUUCCGAAAAUACGGGAUUUUUUUUCCAAUAUCGUUAAACGCAUUUUUUGUUCUAGGUUAGGCUUGUUGAAUAAACAGUUUUCGCGGGGUAAUUGUUUUGGAUGUGUGCUUUGAAACAGUUGAAUGUGGACGCGGAGGAGCCGUCGGAAAGCUAAUUUCGGAACGAAGAGAUCCGAUUUGAAAUUGGAUUUAGGCUGACACUAAAUGAUAGCGUGGAGAAAAACAAACUGACCCAGUUGCACGCUUUAUAGGGUAAACACUGCCGCAAUUUAUAAUAUAUCGCGUUUUCUUACAGCGCGUACCCCAUCAUCAAAAACCAUGCUUAAUUUCUUUCGUAGCAUAGGGCCUGGAUUAUGUUCGCCUGGGACUAUAAGCGAGCUUCUAUGGCGAAGCCCAUCACUAGUCCUCUGGUGAAUUGUGACUGUAUGGUACUGACGCAGUCCUGGGUCAGCGAUGAGCCCCGUCUUGCAAGAACGACCAGGCACAACCGCCCUCAAGAAGGGAUCUUCCAAAGACAGAAUAAGGACUAAAGCGUCCGGAAAUAUUGGACAAGUGACCAGCUCCAAGAAAGGGAAGGCCAUUCUGAGCCUCAGAGCCCAGAAGAAGUCCGGCGCACAGCCCAAGCACGGAUCCCCUCGCCAGGGCAAGGAACUUCCCCAGGCCGCAGAGCGAGGAUCUCAGCGAAAAGGGUGCAGGACCAAAUCUGGAAGUCUCUCCGUAACUGAGAGUACAACUCUGUCUCCUUCUCCAGAUACAGCCCGGAUAUCGGGGAAAGAAGACGGGAAACCAUUACUCUCCCCGCUGGCAGAAGGGAGCUGGAGGGAGAAGGUCCUGCCGGGGUCCUGCAGUGGGAGUGAGACCGAUGUAGGCUCCUUGGGUUCGGGGAAGAGCAGGCCCCUGCUGUCUCUGCCCCUCGUGCCCCCUCAGGAGAAGCGGUGUCCCGAGCUGGGCACAGGCCAGCCCCCCAGCCUGGAGACGCUAAAGCUGUACGCGGGAGAGGAAGAUGACGGCGACAACGCCAGCGAUCUCUCCGACUCGGAGAGGCUCCCAGUGCUUCCUUCCCCCUGCACCCCCCCGCAGCUCCACCUUCGGGCCGAGGUCGUCGAUCCCAGUGACCUGCACCCCUAUUUCCCCGGUGCCCGAGGAGGGGGCUCCCCUGGUUACAGCUACCCAGACUUCCUGCCUCCUCCCUUCAGUUCCUGGAGCCUGCGCCAGCUGGCGCUGUUUCUCAACACGGAGGGGAAGGGGGCCCCGCGCCCGAAGCCCGUGGGGCAGCUGGAGAGGUACCUGGAGAGGCUGCUGCAGCUGGAGUGGCUGCAGAUCCAAACCGUGCAGGCGGAAGGUAGCAAGUCCCCCUCUCUCGUGUCGGCCGCCCGCCCCCGGCCUCACACAGCCCCUCCGGCGCACCUCAGCUCCCCCAAGAGCCUCCGCCAGUGCCAGCGUGCCUUUCCCUUGGCCUUCCUGUCCUGCCUGGGGAAUCCCUCGGCCCCUCAGCUCUCCCGGCCGGCCUGUCCUCACUGCCGGGUCCACUACCCUUUCUGUAACGGCGCCUGCCGCGCCUACGCCUACCAGCGCCACUCCCGGCUCAGCCCCUUGCUGGAGCGGCGAGCCGGAGCCUGCGGGCCCCAGAGGAGGAGCAGCAGCGAGAGCCGGGUGGCCUCCUCGGACCCCCGACCAGGGGUUCAGGGCCAAAAGCCUGAGAGCCCCUCGCCCGGAGCCGGCCACCUGAAGCGCAUGCAGGCGGCCGGUAACAUCCGCAAUCCGCUGCCAGUUCCAGCUUCGGGCAUCAAGCCCCCGGCUGCACCCAGGGGAGGCUGCGCCCCGUCUGCAGCCCGGAGCAGCAGUCAGAAAAGUCCCGUGGGGGGGAAGAGUUUGCUGGCGGAGAGGGGCGCCUCCAGUAGGAGCCUGCGUGAGGUCAGCCCGCUGAGGAGGGGUGGGAAUGAGAGGCAGCGGGCCCUGACAGGGGUUUUGAGUCAAGAGACAAAGCAAGAUUCCGUCUUGACAGAAAAAGACCCUUCUCCUGUCUCCAAGGGCCCAUCUGCUGCCAGGUCUAAUGGAAGAGUAAAACAUGUUCAGUUCAUGACCAAGUGACUGCACCCACCUGUACAGCACACCUUCCUGUCCCUAAUUUGAAGACAGUAUUAUUGAUUUAGGUCUUAUGACGUGCAAUGCAGUACUGCACCUGUUUGCAAUAUCUUGCUAUUGAUAACAUUAGUAAACCAGCGCAGAAUUUAAGCUAAAGUGUUGUAUUUUACAUAUGUUAAUGAGACAUUUGUAGGAAGAAUUACUAUACACAUCUUGCAUGAAGUGAUAAGAUUCUAAAGAAGGGAAAUUGUCAAAGAAUAAGCUAAAAAUGCAAGCUGAAUUGCUUUGUUCUAAAAUCUGAAAGGUUGUAAGAAGAAUGUCUGCUGAUCACUAGGAAAGGCAAGAUUAGGUUUUUGCAGUAUUUAUCAAUAGCAGACUAUAUUGGAGCAAGUCUAGCUCGGUCUUGGUGUUUGUAUUAUUUUCACAAUUAAUUCUUAUUGUAGUAAUGUAUCCACUUACAAUUUGAUAUUUAUGUUAAUUCUUUUUUUUUUAGCCUAGUGACGUUAUGCAGUGUUGUAUUCAAUUCAGUCCACUACUUCUCUUGAUCAUUGUAUUUGCUGUCUUUUCAUGUGGUCAAAUCAAGUACUUUUGAAGUGAGUAUGAUCUUUUUGUUGAAAGGAAAUAGGUAUUGAUGUUUGUGGUUUGAUAUGCUUAAAAAUAUAUAUUUUUGUGUGUUCAUUAAUCCAAUCCAUAUAUUUUUAUUUGUAUACUACUGAAAGGCUGACUCUUCCCUUUCUGUUGAGUGUUUACCAGAUUUACAGUUUUCGUAGAAUUAUAUGAAAUAUAUUUUUUGUUCCGUGAAAGAUGUUUCGGAAGUACAGUAUUUCUAGACAGUCAUAUUAAGCAAAAUGGUAUAUACUCUUUUUUAUUUAAUGUAUUAAUUUAAAAAUAAUGAUAGAAUAGAAGGAUACCCUAUUCAUGUAUUAGUAGCGUUGAUGUUCUGUUUAUAAAAUACACAGGGCAGUUACUCAUAUCAGUUAUCAAAAAUGCACUUAAGCUAUUAUCAAAUGUUUUAUUGAUAUGAAGAAAUCAGGAAGAUCGUUAAUACAACAUUUCAAUGCAAUACUCGAAAAUAUUGUGAAAAAUGUAUGUACUUUGAUUCAUGUAGGUAAAAAAGGCUGUACAUUUAUUUGCAUUUAUGGUCAACAUGUCUGUUUUUAUUGGAACACUGAAAUUUUAUUUUGCACUGAAAAUGUUUUUUCGUUCAUUUGAAAAGUCCACAAUAAAAAGCAUGGAAUAGUGUACUAAUUUAUACAAUUGUAAGGUAUGCAAUACAUUACGAUAACAGUUAAUACAGUUAGUACAAGAACUUAUAUUUGUAGACUUGCAUUUGUUCAGGUACUGUAUGAACAGAGGAAUCAGGGAUGAACAGAAAUAUCAAAUCUGUGUUUUACCUCAAACGUACGUUGAUUGUAUUGCAUAAUAUUUCCAAAUGAUGCAUUUCCCUUUGGUCAUAUGAGAUGCAACAGUUUGUAAAGCAUGAAAAAUAAAUAUUUCUGUUUCCUAACUUGUAUUGCACUGCUUUGGAAAAGAUAAGUCGUGAUAUUUUUAAAGACAAUUAUUAAAAUGCAGAACAUUG